AUGUCUUCCAACUCAUCGACGACCAUCAAUCCGAACGGAGUUCCACCUCCCCAGCCGCAAUUCAGCCAAGUGAACGUUUUCAACCUCACCGGUCCGGCCAAGAUCGUCGCCAUCACCGGACAGCUCGCCAUCUACGAGGAUGUAACAAAGCCACCUCCGGGAGACUUCGAGGAACAAGUCAAACUUGCCCUGUCCAAUCUGGAAAAUUGUCUUACCGCAGCUGGAGCAACGAAAAGAGACAUUUUCAAAGUCACACAUCACGUCGUGGACUUUGACUACGAGAAGCAGAAUCCUGCCAAGACAUUUAUUGACUGGCUGGGGAUCGAUCAUCGACCGGCGAGCGCCAUGUUGCCGGUACAGAGACUCGCCCUACCUGGGGGAAAGUACGAAAUCGAGACUUGGGCGAUUGUCCCUGGCCAGUAA
Molecule: messenger RNA, 423 nt
Organism: Lecanosticta acicola
Lineage: Eukaryota; Fungi; Ascomycota; Dothideomycetes; Mycosphaerellales; Mycosphaerellaceae
Source: the annotation of a GenBank genome assembly